Messenger RNA from Hermetia illucens (black soldier fly), 10434 nucleotides. RefSeq names its product histone-lysine N-methyltransferase trithorax (gene trx). The record is from RefSeq and is a predicted model, not a curated record. Gene Ontology annotation, cellular component: nucleus; histone methyltransferase complex. The transcript has 9 exons. Gene Ontology annotation, biological process: positive regulation of DNA-templated transcription. Lineage: Eukaryota; Metazoa; Arthropoda; Insecta; Diptera; Stratiomyidae. The coding region runs from base 420 to 10238 and encodes 3272 amino acids. Gene Ontology annotation, molecular function: histone H3K4 methyltransferase activity; DNA-binding transcription factor activity; zinc ion binding.
UCAUUCCAGAUAGAAGAGGUUUAUGUUUUGAGUCGCGAGCAUUUUUCCAAUUUGACGAUUUUAAGGAUUAGCGUUUACAACAAAUAGUGAGAUUUCAUGUCACUCCUUUUCGGUAGAGCUUCUCGGAACAAACGACUCCAUCGUGGUUGGUGUUCAGACUCGGUUUGAUGUGUUUAUAAACGCGUUUCAGUACAUAGCACCAGUGUCCCACUGCGCAUAAAAUAUACAUAGGGACAAGCUUGGCAUGGUAUACGGAACGUGUCCAAGUGGAAUGGAUUCUAGCAACAUCUCAUCCCGCGCAAUUUCGUCGUUCCGAACGUUCCGUGUUUCGGCAAUGGAUGCAGAGUGUGUGUGUGCAUGAGUGAGUAUGUGUCGUACGAAGACGUUCCGCAGUCGCGUUUUGCUUGAAUGUCAGUUUUAUGCAAAAUAAAAUGGGAAGAUCGAAGUUUCCCGGCAAACCUUCAAAACUAGUGAAUAAAAAACGUGUUAGUGUUCUACAGGGAGGUGAAAAUAGUGAUUUACAUGAUUUUAGUGAAGAGAAUUCUGAAUAUUUACUUGGCGAUCAAGUUUCAUUCGGGAAUAGUCGAAACGAAACAACAACAUUUGGUCAUGAUGGCGCUGUUCAGGCGACAUCGGUGCCCCAAUCGCGUGAAAAGCCCCCUUCAUCAGAACCCCCCGAUGGCGGUGGAGAUGGCGGGAGACGUUUUCAAUCCGUGAUAAAAAUCGACAAACCCUUUAAUUCCGGAAUUUCAACAAGAUCAAGUUUAUCGUCUAUAAACGUUGCGGAUGCCAGUGAUUUGACAACCGGAAAUACUACUAAAGGCAAAUCCGAUCCGGAUAAACCUAAGAAGAAAACCGUUACGUUCAAAACAAUUCUCGAAACCAGUGAUGAUGCCAGUGCUGUGAAGAAAGUGUAUAAUCCAGAUAACCAUACACCGCUCGUCCCAAUAAUCAAGAAAGAGUGUUUAAGUCGAUUUGUGCGCUUAGCCAGGAGUGAUUGUAUAGUGCGACCAUCACGUCUUACAGAUAUAUUAAAAAAUAAUGCAAAUAAUAUUGAUAAAUUGAAUGCCUUGUCAUUUAAAAUCACAACUGCGAAUACUACUAUACCAGCAACUACAAUUACGGAUACAGCUCCUUCGUGUACAUCAUUGAAAGUGAAGCAAACUGAAACAAAUACAGUGCCAUGUUUAUCAACAUUAACAUCAUCUUCGGUGACAUCACUUAAUAAUGAAACAGAUUCUAUUGAAUCGAAAAAAUCAGACAAAUCACAUCACGACGCUCUGGUUGUCGGGGAUAAACGGUUUAUAUUACCGAAAAGAAGCGUUCACUCCUGCCGUGUGAUAAAACCUAAUAAACGAUUUCUCGAUGACAUGGACACAACUGUGAAAAAUAUAAAGAAGACAAAUAUCUCCGGAAAUAAUAGCAAGAAAGUAACAAAUAAGCAAACACAAGAGGAAGAAAAUGUAGAUGGGGAUUCGAAAUGUCAGAAACAGAAUCGUUCCAUUGAGAUUGUUCGUUAUCAAGGAGGCAGUUUUCUAAAUACAACACCACCACUUCAAACCAGCAGCAGUAGCAACAAGUUGCCGGUAGCAGAAAAUAAUAGUAUCGGUGCUUCACAUCCCAAACUUGCAGAAACAAUCCGGCCAGACGAUUCCUUACCAGACUGUUCUCAACCUGAAGGGGAGUAUGCUAUUAAAAACAACCUUUUCGCAUUCUCGACAUCUAAAAAUUUUGGAAGCCUAUUCUGUGCAUCGAAAUCGAUACUUCGGCAACCGCGCUUACAAUUCGAUUUGCGAACUUCCACGCCAUCAUUCAUUACUACUCCCUGCGCAAACAGCUCGUUCGGUUUAAGACAGAAGAAAGCCAUUGACAACUGUUCUACUACCUUAGGAGUGUCCAGUAUUUGUGGUGUUUGUGGAAGUCUCCAUACCAGCGUUCAAAAAACCCCAACUUUUGACAUAUUCGCCUGUGAAGCUUGCCGCAAAUUUAUAACGAAAACAAUUAAAAGAAUUGUAAAUUCUUCAAACGGCGACUCGCAGACAAAUACAUUGCAAUGUUCUUCAGGCAACGGUAGUUGCUCCAUCUCACCUGUGAUAGGCAAUAAAUAUAGAAAUAUCAAGAGAACUUUCAAAGAAAGAUGCCAUGCAUGCUGGCUUAAAAAAUGUUUGAAAACAUUUAAUAUAUCGUCUGGUGUAAGGAAACUUUUGACUGCAAGACUUCCUGCGUCGUUAUCGGAAAGUGAAAACUGCAUAAGUCCAUUUAGUAAUAGUAGCGUUGGCAGCAGUAAAGAAAAUCUUACAGCGUCAACGACUUCUGUGGACAAUAAAAGCAGUAGCAAUUUAUUUUCCAGUUCAUGCAGCAACCUAAUUAAUUGGUCAGAGAGUGUUGAAUGCAACAAUAUAGCCGCUCAGUUGCCAUCGAAUGCGUUAACAGAGAGUAACGCUACUUUUGGCGGUAGUCCGUUAAUCAAGCCUACAGUUUUAGAGAAGCGAGUUUUCUCAAUCAAUUCGAAUAUAAAUACUCCAAACAUUAAUGAGAGUGAUAAGAAAAAUGUGCUAGAUAGAACAAAAUCUGUGAUCAAUGUUAAUAAUGACCUUAAAUCGGUUUCUUCCGUUAACGAGGAAGAAAGUAACAAGAGUAAGCAGAAAAGGGUGCCUGUGGCAUCGCAAUUGGCUACUGCCUCAAAUGAGGCUCCAAAAAGGCAGCGAAUCGAUUUGAAAGGACCGCGAGUGAAACAUGUGUGUCGCAGUGCAUCGAUUGUUUUGGGACAGCCACUGGCAACGUUUGAAAAUGAAGAUGAAGCUCAGAGUCCUGAAGAUGAAAUGACGGAUGAAACGUUACAAGAACCUACUCCAACAUCUGUAACCGCAAAUGUCAAUGAAGCGGAUCUCUCGGAACACACAUCAAAUCUGAACGUUGAUGAUCUCACACUAAAUUGCACAAGUUGCACCAAGGUGGAGAUUUCAAAAGUGCCACUAAGUCCUCCAGCUAACGCGAGUGAGGAGGAAACUGUAGAGUCAUCGGACAUUAUGAAGAAAAGUGUAGUCGAUGUUCAGAAAUCACUAACAAGGAAAAUUUCAAGGAGCUUUAACAGCAGGAAGAAUUCACAAAAGGGAGCAAACAAACGUUCACCAGUAACUAUAUCAAUCGAUUUCUGGGAAAAUUAUGACCCUGCAGAAGUAAGCCAAACUGGUUUUGGUUUGAUACUGACAGAGUCAAUCUCUAUUCGUGCUCUCUGUUUUUUAUGCGGAAGCGCUGGCGUAGACCCUUUAAUAUUUUGUGCUUGUUGCUGCGAACCAUAUCAUCAGUAUUGUGUCGAAGAUGAAUAUAAUUUGAAACAUUCCUCACUCGAUGAUACCAUUACAAGUAUAUACGAUACUUCUUUGAGCGUUGGAACUAACUUGAAUGCCAUUACUAGUAAACUCAACUGGCUAUGUCCUCGAUGCACUGUAUGCUAUACCUGUAAUAUGUCUUCGGGAUCAAAGGUUAAAUGUCAGAAAUGCCAGAAAAAUUACCACACAACUUGCCUAGGAACGAGUAAACGAUUAUUGGGAGCCGAUCGGCCGCUAAUUUGCGCGAAUUGUCUGAAAUGUAAAAGCUGUGCCACCACAAAAGUCACCAAGUUUGUUGGAAAUCUGCCAUUAUGCUCGCAAUGUUUCAAGCUUCGAAAGAAAGGCAACUACUGCCCAAUUUGCCAAAAAUGCUACGAAGAUAAUGACUUUGAUUUAAAAAUGAUGGAAUGUGGAGAUUGUGAACGAUGGGUGCAUGCGAAGUGUGAAGGUCUUUCAGAUGAGCAGUACAAUAUGCUGAGUACUUUACCCGAAAAUAUCGAAUUCAUAUGUCGAAAAUGCUCGGAGACAAAUACGCAAUCUAAUAUCUGGCGAGAAGCCGUUGCUGGUGAAUUCAAAUCUGGGCUCUUAAGUGUUGUGAAACUGUUGAGUAAAAGUAGACAAGCUUGUGCUCUUCUAAAGCUUAGUCCCAGGAAAAAGACGUCUCCUUGCAUAUGUCAACCAAUACAAGCGAACCGCAAUAUUCAAUUUAGUAGUUCAAGUUGCGACUACAGAAGUUUCGAUGAAGAAUCUCAGAAUAGUGAUGAUAACGGUUUGGAAGAUGUCUAUGAAUUCAAAGAAUCGCCACCAGCUUCAGUGAAAAAAUGCUUUUGCGGAGCCACUGACAAACAGCUUCCCAAUGUCCCAUCCUUGAUCGACAUCAAACGUAAAAUCAACGCCUGUGAAUACGUAUCUGUAGCUGAGUUCAACUAUGAUAUGAUCAACGUGAUCUCAGCAGCCAAUUGUGAUGAACUGGUUAUAACGUACAAGGAAAUCCUGAGUGAAACUUUUCCCUGGUUUCAGAAUGAAACGAAAGCCUGUACGGAUCUUCUCGAAGAGGAUAUGUUCGAUUCGUGUAGUUUCACUCAAAAUUCAGAAGUUGAAUGUGAUCAACAAGUCCCAGUGAUCGAUCUUCCCGGAGACAUUGAAGAUUGCUUCUAUGGUUCAGUAGUAGGACAGGAUAGUCGAAGUUGCAUGCUGUGCAAAGGAGUUGGCGAGGGCAUAUCAGGUGAAGAGUCAAGGCUCAUAUAUUGCGGUCAAAAUUUUUGGGUACAUAUAAAUUGUGCAUUAUGGUCGGCGGAAGUUUUCGAAGAAAUUGAUGGAUCACUUCAGAAUGUACAUAGUGCUAUAUCAAGAGGACGACUUAUCAAAUGCACCCUGUGCGGGAAUAGGGGAGCAACCGUUGGAUGUAACGUGAAAAGUUGUGGUGAACACUUCCACUACCCUUGUGCUAGGAAAGCAGAAUGCUCAUUUCUUACUGAUAAAACUGUCUAUUGCCCCCAGCACGUCGAAGAAAGUUUGAAAAAGAAAAACGUAGAAAGUGAAAAACAUUUCAAUGUUCAACGACCUGUCUAUGUUGAGCUUGACCGAAAAAAGAAAAAAUUAAUUGAACCCAGCAAAGUACAAUUUCUCAUAGGAUCUCUAGUGGUAAAGAAACUAGGAAGCAUAUUUCCGAAGCUUUCGGACACAAACGAGUCUUUAAUUCCGAUUGAUUUUUCUUGUACACGGCUUUAUUGGUCGAUUAAAGAACCUUGGAAGAUAGUUGAAUAUACGGUAAAAACGUCUAUUCAAAAUGGAGCUCUCGCUUUUUCCACGGACUAUGGUCGAAAUUUUACUGUGGACCACUCAAAUAAUGUGAAUCUCGUGCAAAUAGGUCUAGCGCAAAUUGCUCGGUGGCAUAACAGUUUGAUCGUUAAUGAUGAGAAUGACAUGUUUCUCAGACAAGAGCGAUCAAUGAAGCAACUAUUAGAAGCGGUUAGUCAAAACUACAGUGCUGACGAUGCCACGGAAGAAGAACCUCAAAAUAAUGCUGAUUUGCUACCACCGGAAAUUAAGGAAGCUAUUUUCGAAGAUCUUCCACAUGAAUUGUUGGAUGGAAUUUCUAUGCUCGAUAUAUUUCCAAAACUAAUGAUCUAUGAAGAUAUGAUAAAUCUCGACUCAAAAGCUGAAACGCUUUUAUCGAACGAAUGUACAAAAGAUGGUACUAUGUCAGAAGAAGAUGGAAAUGAGCCUUUCCAAAAAGACGGCAAUGCUGCUGUAGAUUGGCCUGUCAAUUUAGGUUUCAAUCACGUCGAAGAUGCAAUGCUUUCAGCAGCGCGGCCUAUAUGCUCUAGUCGAGAGAUUAAAAGAAGCAAAUCGGAAGUAUUUCAGAGGAGUCUUGGGAGUAACAGAAGCCAACAAAGAUCAUCUAGCUUGACUUUUAACUGCAAAAUCGACGGAACGUCGGGAGCGAAGCGGAGAAAACUGUCGAAAGGAUUCCAGGAUAUAAGAAUUCCAGAGAGCGUAUUGCUUUCAAUUGGCAGGAGAAAAGAUGAGAUUCCAAUUCUAGAACGUCACAGAACAAUGCAGAGUGAAGAUAUUAAGACGAAGACGUUUAAUUGGAGCGCUGCGAAAAAGUAUUCUUCCUCAUCCUCUGCGGAAAUUAAUCAAGAGAGUACUGGGAAAGUACGUGAUGUUGGGGAAAAAUUGAAAAUUUCACAAUUAGAUGGCAUGGAUGAUCUGAUGAGCGAAAAUGAAAUGCUGGAUUUUCAUCAAGAUCAUAAUAUUUACGAACAAGGUUUAGUUGAUUGCCCUGUGAAAUGUGAUCGUUGCAAUUGCACGUAUCGAACACAGGAAUCUUAUCAAAGGCAUUUGGCAACUUGCGAGUCGCUAUCCACAAGCGAAAGUGAAUCGGAAUCUGCACGUUCGCCGCCUAUACAAUCCCAUCAUAUGCUUCUAACCAUGGAACCAGGGAAUAAAAUGAAUGGAAGUAUCCACCAGCAUCCACUUUCGUUAGUACAAAACCUGAACCAAUCCUCAUUAAAUGCCCAUGCGGUAUUAAAUCCGCUUCCUUGUAGUACGCCAACUUCGUUUCCAAUGCCUUGCAACAGUACAACGCAGAGUAUUCAUAUACAAAGUCUACAAAACACGAAUAUUCCCAUAACGCAAAUUAAUCAAGGAGUCUCUAAUAUUAUUCUGACCAAUACUCAACAGCAGCCACAGCAACAAUCGCAUCAAUUUUUCCCGUUGCAAUCCAUGAAUGGAUCAACGACUGUUCAAUUAUUACAGCAGAAAAACGAAGUGCCUACCGUAUCAAUGUCUACUGUACCUCUAUCAAGCGUACAAGCCAUGCAAAAUCCAUCGUCGCAAGUUUUCACCAUGCCUGCAUCUAAUGGUGGAACUCAACAAAUUGUCACCAUAGCUCCGCAACAGGCGACACUUAUUACCCAACCGGUAAGUGCGACAGCGAAUCCUAUAGUCUCAACGCUCCCUCAACCGAAGUUGUAUCGAGUACAAAAUGAAAAAAGUCCUCCAAAGUCAAAGCCGGUCCAAUUAUCACCUACAACGAAACUCAGACCAAAAGUUGCACAGAAUGUACCUUCAAAGCCCAUUCAAAUGAAGAAGGUAUUUCAAAGAACUGACAACAGGCCGAUUUCCAUAGUGAAUGAGAGUAUUCAAACGCCAGGCUUAAUACUACAGCCAAACACGAACACGCAACCUAUUAUUGUUCAACAAAUGAGCAACGGGCCACAUAAUAUAAUGUCAUACGUAACAGAUGGCCACAGCCAACCAGUACAGUAUUUAGCUGUCCCCUCAGCUACAGACUUCAAACCUCAGGCGCAUAACGCAUUCAUAACACCAGCAAACCCUUUGAUGCAAGGCGCAUUCAUUCAAACCGAUUCCAGUGGAAAUCUUCUGUUGACGAACGCUUCAGCAGGAUUACAAAUGCUGUCUGCAACUCCGUUGCAGAUUGCCCAACAAGCGCCACCUCAAGUUAUCGGCACUCUUAUACAGCCUCAAUCUGGAGCGGUACAGUGCGGGAUGAUGUCUGCAGAACAAAUGGUAUUGGGCCCAGCACCUGCGUUGGAAAUGGUGGCGAAUCCAACGAUGUUACUUGCAAGCCAGCCUGUAUAUUAUGGACUGGAGACGAUUGUGCAGAACACAGUAAUGUCAUCACAGCAAUUCGUCUCGACCGCUAUGCAAGGCGUGUUGAGUCAAAAUGCCAGCUUUUCCGCGACAACAACACAGGUUUUCCAAGCAAGUAAAAUUGAGCCGAUAAUGGAAAUGCCUAAUGGAUAUGUGGUUUUGAAUAAUGUGGAUGGAACAACAAUCAUGCAACAACCUGCCACUCAAUCUAACAUCAUAUCUGCCAACGUUUUACAGCAGCCACUAACCCAGCUACAAACACAAUCGCAACCAAUUCAAGCUCAAGUACAAGCGCAGCAGAUAGGCAGUCAAUCUAUUUACAAUAUUCAGCAGCAUCACAGUCAGCCGCAACAGACUUCUCAGUGUAUUGUCCCCCAACAGAUCCAAGCACCGAAAAUGAAUACUCUCUCUCCUGUAAAACCAACGGCAAAAUCAACACCAAUAGUUAUGACAAAAAUUCAACCGCAAAUAAUUAAUAAAGUGAUACCAAAUAUGUCUGUAACCAAUAAUCAAAUCGUGCAGGAUCAUACAGUCCCAGCAGCCAUCUCGACAGCUUCCACGGCUAACGUACCAACUGCAGAGAACAAUUCUGCUGGAAUGCAAUCAGCAAUCACAAACAAAAUGUCGAAAAUAAUGAAAACCGCGCCGCUUUCAGUAUCUCAACAGUAUGCUUUGAAACCUAAAAUUGCUCCUGUUUCCACGACAAAUUCUUCCGUGGUAAAUAUUCAACCUGUUCAAAGGAAAUUGAAUUUGAUUCGACCUUUAAAUAAACCUGCAUCAGUGACAAUAAAGCCGAAAAUUAUAGCUAAGACGGCCAAUCAAAAAGUGAACAAUCCAGUGAAAGCUACGAAUCAAAUUCCAACACUGAUAGCUCCAAAGCCAAGCUACACGAUCCAAAGGAAACCUGUCGCGAAUAACAGUAACAACGAUAAGAGCGUGCCUCGCCAAUUCAACAUUGCAUUGCUGGAUAAAAGUUUGUCAGAGCAGAAUCAAACCUCCCAGCCCGUCACGGUGGCAUUGGAGAAAGGAGUCGUUUCUGCAUCAUUCCAUACUCCUACUCCUGAAAGUAACGUUGUGACUAAUAAUUCUGUUUAUCAGCAACCAACUAAUGUUCAGUUUAAUCCGACGUGCACGGUGAAUCCAACUCAGCCUGUAACUUCGCAUUCAUCUAGUAUCCAGCUGCCUUGCGCCCCAUUCAAUUCUCCAUAUGGUAGCAUACCAACGAACAUUGUCAAUCCUAUUCAACAAACUGCGAACAACCAAUCCAACAAUAUAGUCUCCCGGCCAACGAAUAGGGUUUUACCAAUGCAAACUAUCCUACAGAAACCGAACUCACCAAAUUCUGUGCAGAAGAUUUCAGAAACAAAAACAGCGGUAAAAGAAGAAGAUUUGAAGAUUUCGAUAAUGAAUGUUUCCCCAACUAAGGUUGAUGGUUUGGAGAAAAGUGAAAGUAAUGUUACUGUGGAAACGCCAACACUUGCUGUGCCAGAGUUUACAGAGUUUGAGGAGCCGUCCCCCAAAAUCGAAGACAAACAAAUAGAGGAGAAAGAUAGUGAUAAGGAUAUGAUAGAUGACGAUUUCGAUAUGAAGACGAGUUGUGAUGACAUUACUGAUAAUGAUGAUAGAUCCGAAAGCACUUUACCUGAAGUCAAGGAGAAGAUAAGUAAAAUACUAGAGAAUCUAGACGAUGAAUGUAACAACCUGAACUUCAAUCAAAAGGAACAGAAUCUCGAUGAAAAAUAUCUUGUCGAUCAGAAAGAAAAUUUAGAUCCACAAAACAUUCAAGACAUGCCCAGAAUCGCAAUCCCUACUCAAAAAGCAGAACAAAUGAUGAUUUCAAAACCUACAGGCCCACAUGUGCUUUAUGAAAUUCAAAGUGAAGAUGGAUUUACAUAUAAAUCGACCUCAAUUACUGAAAUUUGGGAGAAAGUGUUUGAAGCAGUACAAAUUGCCCGUAAAGCUCAUGGACUUUUAACAUUGCCAGAAGGUCCUCUGACUGAUAUGUGUGGGAUACAAAUGUUGGGACUGAAAACCAAUGCCUUAAGAUACUUGAUUGAACAAUUGCCAGGCGCGGAGCGCUGUAGCAAGUACACCCCGAAAUAUCACAGAAAAGAAACAAGCAUCAGUGCAGAGUACUCUUCCGAUCAAGAGGAACUAAAGGAGAAUGACUUCGGCGCUGCUCGAUGUGAAGCAUUUUCCAAACGCUCUGAUUACGAUAUGUUCAGUUGGUUGGCUUCGAGGCAUCGGAAACAACCCAUACAUGUUGUUAUUCAACCAUCGGAUAAUGAAUUAGUCCCAAGACGGGGCACUGGAAGUAAUUUGCCAAUGGCUAUGAAGUAUCGGACUCUUAAAGAAACAUAUAAAGAUUAUGUGGGUGUAUUCCGUUCCCACAUUCACGGUCGAGGUCUCUUCUGUACGAAAGAUAUUGAAGCAGGGGAGAUGGUUAUCGAAUACGCUGGAGAACUUAUAAGAUCAACACUAACCGAUAAAAGAGAGCGAUAUUAUGACAGCAAAAAUAUUGGUUGCUACAUGUUUAAGAUCGAUGACAAUCUUGUUGUAGAUGCGACAAUGCGAGGAAAUGCAGCUCGAUUUAUUAAUCAUUCCUGCGAACCAAACUGUUAUUCAAAAGUGGUGGACAUUCUUGGCCACAAGCAUAUAAUCAUCUUUGCUUUGAGACGGAUCGUUCAAGGAGAAGAGUUGACAUAUGAUUACAAAUUUCCAUUCGAAGAGGAUAAGAUACCAUGCUCAUGUAGAUCAAGAAAAUGCAGAAAAUAUUUAAAUUAAGAAUAAAGUGAAAAAGGAAAAUGGAGAGUUGCGACAGAAGGAAAGUGUCUAAAGUACAUUUCUAAUGUUUUUAAUUUUUAGCAGUAUUUAUUGGAUUUUAUAUGUUAAUCUUUAUUUAUUAAGUACAGAAAUCACUUGAAAAUUAAUUGUAAAUACAUAGUAUUUAAUUAGAGAUAAUUAUUGUUUCAUUUUAAAA